AUGGACAUUCGAAAUCUGCUCAACAGCAACAGCAGCAGCACCGCUAGCACCACUACUCACCACCACCUCGUCCGCGACUUGCACGUAGACACGACACCCAUCACCACUACAGCUGCGGUUGACUUCGACAAGCCUUUCGAGUGCACUUGGGACCACUGCGGCAAAUGUUUCUCGCGACGAUCGGAUCUCUCAAGACACAGACGCAUCCACACGGGUGAACGUCCUUACCACUGCGAGUGGAACGGUUGCGGCAAGCAAUUCAUACAGCGGUCGGCGCUCACCGUCCACAUGCGCACGCAUACCGGCGAGCGUCCCCAUGUGUGCGAAUACAAUGCCUGCGGCAAGUCAUUUAGCGACUCUUCAUCAUUAGCUCGACAUCGACGUACGCAUACCGGAAAACGGCCUUAUGUGUGUAAUCAUUGCGGCAAGUCGUUUACGCGCAAAACGACACUUUCGAGACAUCAGCGGUGCCACGAUCCAGAAUGGAAGCAUAUCAAAUCUCCGACAACUGUUGGCACUUACUCCCCCAUGACAAGCGAUUCUGAAGCCGAUGUGCCUCCUAGUCCACCUAGCAUGGCACUUGCCGACGUGUUGAUUCGACCACAGCCUGUAGACCAUUCACGAUGGACUGCCCAGCAUGCACCUUGGUAUCAUCUUCCCCCCGCAUUGCCCACUUCUUCUACCUCGCCAACCACCUAUCAUUUUCCUCCUUUCAAGGUGUAA
Messenger RNA from Zychaea mexicana, 723 nucleotides. RefSeq lists its product as uncharacterized. The record is from RefSeq and is a predicted model, not a curated record. NCBI's taxonomy places the organism in Eukaryota, Fungi, Mucoromycota, Mucoromycetes, Mucorales, Lichtheimiaceae. Gene Ontology annotation, molecular function: DNA-binding transcription factor activity, RNA polymerase II-specific; RNA polymerase II cis-regulatory region sequence-specific DNA binding. The transcript has 3 exons. Gene Ontology annotation, biological process: regulation of transcription by RNA polymerase II. Gene Ontology annotation, cellular component: nucleus. The coding region runs from base 1 to 723 and encodes 240 amino acids.